AGCGCUUUGGAGGAAUUGGAUGGAGGCGCUUCCCUCUCUCUCCGGCGCAGAGGACUUAAAAUCCCGCUUUAUUUCGCUUUGCGCUUCUACCAAUAUUAUUAUAUCAGAACAAAGUCCUGAUGAGUUGUUUUUAAUUGAUUUUUGACUCUUUUCUUUAAAGGGAAACCAAGUUUUUUUCUCUCUUUUUUUUUUUUCUUGUCGCGAAUAAGCGACAGUUUUACGCAUUACAGCCACGAAGGAGAUCAGAGCAGCGACUAUUGUUGUUUAUUUUCCCCGAUGAUGUGGAAUAAUUUCAGCUGGAGAGUAAGAUCUUGAGCGUUUUGGAAAUUAAAAAGGCCGAAUAUGUGAAAGGAUUUCCCCUUCAGUCGUAAUCGGGAGCGUGUUUCUCAGCCGUCGUUGCCCUGUGCGCGCAUACUCUCCAAAAGGCGUAAAACGUGCUUAACACGGACCAAAGUGGGCGCAGUGGACACUUAAAAGAGUCGCAGUUUGAUCCAGACUAACUGUUCUAAUGACAUUACAAGGUCUCCAUUAAGGAUCUUGGCUGUAAGAAGGAACUGUAUUGUUGUUACGAAGCACUGCAUGGGACCUGAGCUGUCUCCUGUCAUCCUAAUUUUCUCUGGCAUGGCAUCUCUAUGGAAGUAGCCUUCAAAUUGGAGGAUGGCUUUUUCUCUCUCCCCGGGUUACAGCCAAAUCCCCCUGUAUGCCUAAUGGGACAGUGACAGUGAAAGUCGGCUUUUUGCGAAGGUAAAGAAUGACUGCAGCAGCAGGCGUGCUAACAGGCUUGGCUAAGCUUAAACGCCAGGACUCAGCCCGCUCCCAGCACCGGCCCAUACCAUCAUCGCCAGGGCUGGGGAACCCUGCAACAGAGUCUGCCCCAAGGAAGCGGAAACGACGCACUGAUGUUGUUGUGGUACGCGGUAGGCUCCGUCUCUACUCUGCCUCUGGGUUUUUCCUUCUCCUGGGACUGGUCAUCUUGGCGGUGGGGAUCGGGAUGGCCACACUCGGUUACUGGCCGCACAGUCAAACCAUUCCGAAAUCCCCAACUGGAGGAGGAUCUAAGACAGCAACUGCUGGAGGAGCGGGAGGAACACCUGAAGGAAAUGGAGCCAAUAUGGCCGUGAUGGACGGAGAUGUAGCUAACUCCAAUGCCAGUCAUGUGCAGGAUACGCCUUCCAAGCAGACAGGGGGGGCUCUGAUGCGGUUUCUGGAACAGCAUCGUCACUCUGAGAGGAUGAAGAUGUUCGGGCCUUUCACCAUGGGCAUUGGGAUUUUCAUCUUCAUCUGUGCCAACGCCAUUCUCCAUGAAAACAGAGACAGAGAAACUAAGAUAAUCCAUAUGAGAGACAUGUACUCCACCGUCAUUGACAUCCAUCGCCUCAGGCAGAAGGAGCAAAAACAACACUAUCACCGCAACAGCAUCUACUCGAGAGACGUCGGGGAUCUUCGAGGAUUUGGAGGUGAUAGCGCAGCACGGUUAGCCAGCAACUCCCUCCUUGCUUUCUCCUCUCGGGCCGGAAGCAUCGCCGGAGGGGUUGGGGGCUCAACCGAGGAGGAGGAGGUGCUGUUAGGGGAUGAGGAGCUUCACAGAAACAGGUCCCAGGUGAAGUUGGAUUGUAGUUUUGCUGGGUUACUAGCACCGCUCUACAAAGAUCGCCCCUUUUACAAUCACGGACUUGGGUUGGUUCACUCGGAUUCUGUGCGUCACCAGUGGUCAGUGGACGGAGAUGGUGAGAGAGGAGGACACCAUGCUCGCUCUAUUGUCUCCUCCUCAAUUUCUGCAUUUACUCUCCCUGUCAUCAAACUCAACAACUGUGUUAUUGACGAGCCGGAGAUGGAGGCGAUUACUGAGGAGGAAAGAGGAGGUGAGAGGAGAGACAGGGAAAGGUCACAGCCUCUGAGCUCGAUGGAGUCUCUGGUGGUUCCUGUAGCAUCUGUUGCCAAGGCAUCCAAACCUCCAGGCCUCCACCGGAGUAAUUCCGCCUCCUCAUCCUCCCAUUGCUCGUCCUCUUCCUCCCUCUCCCCUGCUCCCUCAGGCUGCUGGCUCUCCCCUGGAGCAGCGAGGACUGACUUUGGCUCCAACUCUUCACUGCACAUGCUCAGCAGCCACUCCAAAUCUCUGGACCUGGAGCGUAGGCCGAGCAUGCUCAGUGUGAACCCGGAGCAACGGAAGCACCCCAGCUGGCCCCGCCUCGACCGCAGCAACAGCAGUCGCAGUAACAGCAGUAAAGGCUACACACGGCUGGAGGACAGGGAGGAGCAAGUGGGGGAGCGGCUGUUGGAGUUGGAUGUGACUGCAAGGCGCGACUACAGCAAGCGGGAGAAGCUACUGAUGAUAUCAAGGUCGCAUAAUAAUCUGAGCUUUGAGCACGACGAGUUUAACAGCAGCACGCUGAAGAGGGGAAGCUCAGAGACUCGAUUCUGAAGUCAUGGACCAAUGGUUGUAUGGCGGUUUCCUCUUUUUCUUGAAAUUCAUGACUUAAACAGCUCCACUCUUUUACCAGAAACACUCAAGUGUUGCUUCAAAGUUUUUUUUUUCCUGAACUGAAGGAAGGACAGUAGUGAGUGUCGGACUAUCUAUGCUGAGACACUAAAUGGCUACAGCAGCAGGUCCAGAGAAAAGUCGUUUUUAGCUGACCCUGACCUCUGUUGAGGGAGGCAAGUGGAAAGACAAGUUUCCUACAUCAAUAAACAAAUCACAUUAAAUCACCCGUCUGCUUUAUACAAACGUAGUUCUAAUAAAGAUUUAACAUGA
This is a messenger RNA of Labrus bergylta (ballan wrasse), 2752 nucleotides long. RefSeq names its product transmembrane protein 200A (gene tmem200a). The record is from RefSeq and is a predicted model, not a curated record. Lineage: Eukaryota; Metazoa; Chordata; Actinopteri; Labriformes; Labridae.